Molecule: messenger RNA, 742 nt
Organism: Callorhinchus milii (elephant shark)
Lineage: Eukaryota; Metazoa; Chordata; Chondrichthyes; Chimaeriformes; Callorhinchidae
Exons: 6
Coding region: 104-742 (212 amino acids)
Source: RefSeq, a predicted model, not a curated record
GGCUGACUCCAACGCUUUGCAGACAGGGAAUGUCUCCCUGUUCCUCACACCCACACUGAGCCAGGCUGGGGAGUAUCACUGUGCUGUUUAUAAUCAACAAGAGAUGGUGUACAGAUCCAUCGUCCACCUGACAGUGUUUAACGUGUCUGUGUCUGCCGAUAGCUCUCUGACCCCGGGGGGCAGACUGGCUCUGACCUGUCACAUCGCUCAACGUGUUUAUUCUAACCCCAAACCCACAAUACACACAAACGGCUCUAUCACUUUGGGGAGAAUUGAGGCGCAGUGGACACACGAUGGGAAUGUGAUUAUAAAUUACAACCGUCACUCUCUGGAUCUCAGAAGCUUAAACAUCAGGAAACUUCAACACAGCGAUUCUGGAAUAUAUUGUUAUGUUUUCAAGAUAAAAUGUUCCACCUCUUCCUUCCAGAUACUGAACAUGACGAUUCCAUCAGAUAUCUCAAUCAUUCCCCCAACUACAAAGGGGAUGGGCACAGACUCAGGAGGGUUGAACCAUUGGCACAAUCUCGGGAUACGGACAGCUUCUCUUGUGACUUUGAUGAUCAUCUUCACCUUUGGGAUUUUUAUGCUGUUCAAGAGACGUUACAGGGAGCCAGCCGGAGCUGACAGCUCGCCUGGACAGGCUGAGACUCAGGACAAUGGAGCCACACAGAGCUCAAUCCCUCUGGAUACCCUGAGGAACCCUCCCUCGGUCGCCUCCAGCGAUCGAGAUCAGGGCAUCUGA